AUGUCUCUUUCAACAUUCUUAGUUACUUGCAAGAUAAGGGUUGGCAGCAGCAUUGGCUUUGAAAAGAGUGGGGGUUCGAGCUUUGGUAUUAGAGAGGUCACAAGGAUUAAGGUCCAGUGGUACAGCCUUAACCCUCAUCCAAAUGCUUGGCGUGCCCUUGAUGCUCUUGGUGUUUCUCACAAGCUUACCCCCAUUUAUGCUCCUUUAGUCAAAGGAUGUGUAACCGAUGUUAGUACUGGAGAUGUUCAACAACUCCUCUUCCCUGGACAAGGAACUAGGACAGUUCACCGUAAAGCUUUGUUAGAGGCACUGGCAGAGGAAUUGCCUACUGACUCAAUUCGAUUCUCUUCCAAGCUAGCUGCCAUUGAAACUCAAGAACAAGGAAGUGGUGCUUCCAUUACUGUUGUACAUUUGGAAGAUGGAACCACAAUCAAAUCUAAGGUUCUGAUAGGCUGCGAUGGGGUGCACUCGGUGGUGGCACGUUGGCUAGGAUUAGCAGAACCAGUUUAUUCGGGGCGAUCAGCGUUGAGAGGUUUAGCAGUUUUUCCUCAAGGCCAUGGAUUUGAUCAAGAAAUGCAGCAGUUUGUGGAUGUGGGCAAAAGGGCUGGUUUUAUUCUCCUGAAUGAUAAGGAAAUUUACUUUGGUUUAUCCUGCAAAGGGGAAAAUAUGGAAGGAGAUCCAGAACAAUUACAGAGAUUACUACUUGAGAAAUAUUCCAAAAAUUUUCCCCCGGUAUACUUAGACGUGGUCCGACAUGCCAAUCUUUCGACAUUAACAUGGGCACCUGUGAUGCUUAGGCAUCCAUGGGCCAUCAUGUUUGGAAACCUAAGCAAGGGAAAUGUGACAGUAGCUGGCGAUGCUAUGCACCCCAUGACUCCUGACCUAGGACAAGGUGGUGGUUCGGCACUAGAAGAUGCUGUCGUGUUGGGUAGACACAUUGGCAACUCGGUUAUGAAAAACAGAGGAAUUGUUCCAGGAGACAUGGCCAAAGCCAUAGAUGAUUAUGUCAAGGAAAGGAGGUGGCGUGCAGCUUGGCUUAUCAUAGGGUCAUAUUUAUCAGGAUGGUUGCAGCAAGAUGGAGCUAAAUGGUGGACGAAAAUUUUAAGGGAUGGGAUAUUUUAUAAGUAUGUUUUUGGUAGGAUUCAUGGAGUUACGCAUUAUGAUUGUGGAAAACUUCCGGCUAUUUCCUCUGGUGAAUUGGAUCAAUGA
Dovyalis caffra is the source of this 1209-nucleotide messenger RNA. The record is from the annotation of a GenBank genome assembly. Lineage: Eukaryota; Viridiplantae; Streptophyta; Magnoliopsida; Malpighiales; Salicaceae.